GAGUACAGCACAGCAUCAAUACUUCCGCUUGGGAUUUAUGACGUAGCGUCUGAGAAAGCGAGUUCUUCCAGGUCGAGGAGUGGACGUGGUCCCUGCGAACUUUCUACCAACGUGAGUGGAAAAGAAAUGCUACAAGUAGAAUUGGUUAAUUUCAAUAAGCUUAAAAGUGAUUUGCAGACAGUGCAAGUUGAGGCUGUAUGACAGGAGAGUGACUGAAGUGUGUGUAAACUGUAGGACCUUGACUCUCGGUCGGUAAGACUGAAGAUUGGCUCUGAUCUUGGCGACCAUGUCACGACGCACCGUCAAAGUACAACAACUACCAUGAAAAGAUAGUGAUUAUCAUGUAUAAAAACAAACACUUACAGCUGCUUUGUGUGCAUAGAUAUUGGCUUACAUAUUUCUAUUUGCGUCAUUAAUGAAUUAUGAGUUUGACAGCUUUGUGGUUGUCCAAAUUUGCGAUUAGUGCGCAGGCGCGGGGGGUGGAGACGCUUUAGUUACUUCUCGUUGGCUACCUGCAAACACAAGACGAGCCCUGGUUGUAAAAAUUCAUAGAUUCUUUAUUUUAGGUCUUGAAAAGUUGUUGCAAACAGUUUGAGUCAUAUAACAUAUUAAUCAAUGUUUGCUUUUUAGUUUUCUGAUAUAAGAUUGUGGGAUUAACAAAUAAUUGAGUUUUGCAUACUUCAUUAAAUUAAUCCAGUUUUAUUGAUAACGUCUCAUACUAAAGAUGCGGUGUGCAAAUUCAUUUGUUUACAGAGUAUGAGCCAUAACAAAAAGCUGCUAUUUUUAUCCAAGCACUAUCUAGUUAACACCUGCCGAGUGUCCACAGUUGCUGUGGCAUAUGUUUGCCAGCACUCACAGCUGAUGCAGCUUUUAAAAUCAGUCAAUUUUGAAAUUACAAAGGCAAGUCAUAGCAGUAGUAUUUAGUGUUAAGGUAAUGGAGGUGAAAUUGAUGAGUUUUAGGGUUAGGGAAUGGCUGAUGAAUGGCUAAUUUUGUUAGUCUAAGGCAGGGGUGGGCAAUAAGUUUUUACAUGAGAAACCCGAACUGUGUUGGAGGGCCGAACCAACAAUAAUUUCAACUUCAAAUCAGGGGGGUUCACACGUACAGAAAAGCAAGCCCAAAUAAGCAACUACUAGUUAAAACAAGCUAAAAAAAAGUGCACCCGUGACUCACGAGUUUUACAAGCGACUUCUGAGAGAAACAAGCCUAAAGUCUUUCAUAAUAAGCGGACUGAGCAACUAUAAGGCGUCUACAAAUAUUUUGCCGAUGUUUAAACUUGUCUCUGUUCACAACUGCAGAUGUAGGACGUGCAUCCAAACGGAAAUAAAAUAAUGGCUAGGUUUUCAAAACAAAAGCAACACACUUGUAUAGCAUGUUGAUAAUUUGUUUGACAGACCUCACAAAGGGCCGGACAGGGACAUCCAAGGGGCCGGAUGUGGCCCUCGGGCCGUAAAAUGCCCAGGUCUGGUCUAGGGAAUUAUCAGGUUUACGUUUCUUAAAUGUUAGAUACCUGAUUUGCUGCAUUUGUCUUUAAAGUAAUAUAAUCAAAUAAAACAAAAACUUCUCCUAAGGCCCCAAAAAUGGUAAUGGGUGUUGUUUGCCUUAAUCUGAAGUCUAACAAGUUUUCAAUAUUUCUACAGAUAGUAAUUAGAUAAAUUUAUAGGUAAUAUAGUGGAGCUGUAAGUAGUCACUCUCAAAAAAAUACAAGCCGAGCGUAUCUGAUUCUUGCAGUGUGAUUUUUCUGUCAAUGAUUGUUUAAAUAUGGUGUGAACAUUUUUUACUGGCUAAAUAAAUUUUUAACUUGGUUUACCUCCAGCACCCAUGCAGCACUGCCUCACUCUAACCCUUGCCCGGCACAGCAGGCUCAUCUUACGAAAUAAACUACGGUCGGUCCACUGCCAGCAGUCUGCAGCAAUGUCAGGUCUCCUCAUCAACCAGCCUAAAUAUUCCUGGCUAAAAGAGCUCGGCCUGUCAGAAGACAACCCUGGUGUUUACAAUGGCAGCUGGGGAGGCAGCGGAGAGGUCAUCACUUCAUAUUGCCCCGCCAACAAUGAGCCUAUUGCCAGAGUAACCCAGGCUACUAUGGCGGAGUAUGAAGAAACAGUCCAGAAGACAAAAGAAGCUUGGAAGAUUUGGGCGGAUAUUCCUGCUCCAAAAAGAGGGGAGAUUGUGAGGCAGAUUGGAGAUGCUCUCAGGAAAAAGAUCAAAGUCCUCGGCAGCCUGGUGUCCUUGGAAAUGGGCAAAAUCUACGUUGAAGGAGUUGGAGAGGUUCAGGAAUACGUUGAUGUCUGUGAUUAUGCAGUUGGUCUUUCAAGAAUGAUCGGCGGGCCCAUCCUGCCAUCAGAAAGACCAGGCCAUGCCCUCAUUGAGCAGUGGAACCCAGUUGGUUUGGUUGGCAUCAUCACCGCCUUUAACUUUCCUGUUGCUGUCUAUGGCUGGAACAAUGCAAUUGCUUUGACCUGUGGCAACGUCUGCCUCUGGAAAGGAGCUCCCACUACACCUCUCACAAGUGUUGCAGUUUCCAAGAUCGUAGCCGAGGUACUGGAGCAGAACAAUCUGCCUGGUGCCAUCUGCUCCAUGACCUGUGGAGGUGCUGAUAUUGGUUCUGCCAUGGCAAAGGAUGAGCGUGUUGAUCUGGUGUCUUUCACAGGCAGCACCCACGUCGGCAAGAUGGUGGCCAUGAUGGUUCAGGAAAGGUUUGGUCGUAAACUGCUGGAGCUUGGUGGAAACAACGCCAUUAUUGUCUUUGAAGAUGCCGACCUGAAUCUUGUGGUGCCCUCUGCAGUGUUUGCAUCAGUGGGAACCGCUGGCCAGCGCUGCACCACAACUAGAAGGCUGAUGCUUCAUGAGAGUGUUCAUGACACAGUGGUGGAGAGGGUCGCAAAGGCCUACAAACAAGUCCGCAUUGGUGACCCCUGGGAUCCCAGCACUCUAUAUGGACCUCUGCACACCAAACAAGCUGUGGACCAGUACCUGGCAGCCAUUGAGCAGGCCAAGCAGCAGGGAGGCACUCUGGUCUGUGGUGGAAAGGUGAUGGAUAGACCUGGAAACUACGUGGAGCCGACCAUCAUCACAGGACUGCCUCAUGACGCUCCUAUCGUCCACACAGAAACCUUCGUCCCCAUACUGUAUGUCCUAAAGUUCAAGACAGAAGAGGAGGCAUUUGCCUGGAACAACGAGGUUCAGCAGGGCCUGUCAAGUAGCAUCUUCACUAAAGAUCUUGGUCGGGUUUUCCGCUGGCUGGGGCCGAAAGGAUCCGACUGUGGCAUCGUGAAUGUCAACAUUCCCACAAGUGGAGCUGAGAUUGGAGGAGCCUUCGGUGGUGAGAAACACACAGGAGGUGGAAGAGAGUCUGGCAGUGACUCAUGGAAGCAGUACAUGAGGCGCUCCACCUGCACAAUAAACUACAGCAAGGAUCUUCCUCUGGCCCAGGGAAUCAAGUUUGAGUAAAGCCUUAAGGUGUCUGGGUUUUUUUUUUUCAGAUAUGAUGAGCCCAAAUAAUAAUAAAAAAGCAGAAUAUUUUGGCUUCAGAUUGCAGCUGAACAAAUACUUUAUAUUUGUCACUGUGUUUUUGCGUUCAGAAAUAUCUAAAUUCAGACAGAAAUGAAAAGUUGGAUUUGUUACAUUUUUUCUGUCAUAACAUCUGUCUGUAGUUGGUGAAUUUGAUACUAAUCCUGGUUUUGGAGUCAACUAUUUAAAAAAGUUUUUUGUGAAAGGUCAAAUAUUCUCCCCUGUUAUGACUGCCAGCACUUUUCUACAAGCACUUAGGAAGGGAGUGUGAGUGCUAGGUGACUGUAUCAGAUACUUUGUACUGUAUGGAAAAAACAAUCUUGCCCUUUAUAUCAGAAUAGUGACUGAGGUGAAAAUUAUCAAUGUGAAGAGACAAUCGGAAGUUCAUGUAGCACUCCUCGCAGAGAGCUUCUGAAUUUUUUCAACAGCAUUAACAAAAUCUUAAACAGUUCAACUUUAUUGGAGGAUAGCCACUGAUACACUUUUAUUGCCUCUAAAAUCAUAAUUAUACUGGACUUUGAAACGAGUGCACUCUCUAUGAAGGGUCACACUGUGCUUUCCUGUCAAUAAAACAAUAAAUAAAGCAAUUCAUUUUGAUUUGAA
Molecule: messenger RNA, 4111 nt
Organism: Xyrichtys novacula (pearly razorfish)
Lineage: Eukaryota; Metazoa; Chordata; Actinopteri; Labriformes; Labridae
Source: the annotation of a GenBank genome assembly